This is a messenger RNA of Balearica regulorum gibbericeps (East African grey crowned-crane), 735 nucleotides long. The record is from RefSeq and is a predicted model, not a curated record. NCBI's taxonomy places the organism in Eukaryota, Metazoa, Chordata, Aves, Gruiformes, Gruidae.
AUGGAGAAUGGUUUAAAGUCAAGUUUGGUUGGUUGUUUUUUUUUUUCCUUUGAAAAACAGGUGCUGCUUUCAUGUUCCCAUGUAUUCCAUAAAUCAUGCCUGAAAGCCUUUGAGAAAUUUACAGGGAAAAAAUCUUGUCCUAUGUGUAGAAAAGAGCAGUAUCAGACCAGAGUAAUACAUGAUGGGGCACGCUUGUUUAAAGUAAAGUGCGCUAUUAGAAUUCAAGCUUCCUGGAGGGGCUAUAUUGUUAGAAAAUGGUAUAAAAACUUGAGAAGAACAGUGCCUCCUAAAGAUAGCAAAUUAAGGAAGCAAUUCUUUGAGAAAAAGGUUCAACAGAUCAGCAGUCGACUGUUGAGCUCUUACGACAUCAACCUAGAUGAAUUUUUUUCUGAGAUAGAUUCUUCUCUAGCUGCAAGUCGAGAUGUGUUUCAGCAGUUGGAAGGAAAAGAAAUAUUACUAAGUGAAACUGACUGGGAGAAGAUCCAGAUACAGGCAUUUCGGCAAGAGAUAUGUGACUGUCCUAUCUGUAUCGUGCCUCUCAGUCCUGCAGUGCAUCCUGUCUGUCUCUCUCCUGGAAACGGCAACGACUUGUCACGGCAGACUGUUCUGCUUUCUUGUUCGCAUUUGUUUCAUCAUACUUGUCUUGAAGCAUUUGAAGAAUUUUCCUUGGGAGAGCAACAUAUUUGUCCUUUGUGUUGCUCGUAUUAUCGAAAGAAGAUCCUUAAAUGGGGAUAA